AUGGAAUCGUUAUUGAGACAUAUGCAACAACAAGCCGAGAGGGCUUCCAUCCCGGCAAAUGCCAUAGAGAUCCGAGCGUUGGCCCACGUUACCAGACGAGCUCACGACCAGCUCGAGGCGGACUACCGCAAGUUGAGGGCCGACUAUCACAGCCGACAUCGAGCCCUUCGUCAACGCGAGGAAGAAGUCUCUGGGCGGCAGGCCGUGCAGGAUGCUCUGCGCGGUCUGGGUGCCACCCUGACAACUGUCCAGUCCGGCCUCGGCUCGGCACUUAGUGGUUGGGUGGCGAGCUAUGAGGCCAUGAGCAGGGCAUCGCGCAUCAUCGAGGCAGACAGGACCCUCGUCGACGCCGAGCUCGGGGAGCUGCGACGGUUGAGAGAAGAAGCGCUCCAGAGGGACAACAGGGCAACCUCCGCGCUCCAGGACCUGGAGCGACGGCUCGAGGAUGCAGAGGCUCGUGAGGCGCGGCUGCAGGAGGAGAAGACGGCGGCGGUAGAUGAGGCGGCCGCCAAGACCACCGUGGUCCAGGACCUACAGCAACGCCUCGCCGAUGCAGAGACUCGCGAGGCGCGGCUGCAGGAGGAGAAGGCUAAGGCGACAAAGGAGACGGCCGCCAAGGCCACCGUGGUCCAGGACCUGCAGCGACGCCUCGCCGAUGCAGAGGCUCGUGAGGCGACGCUGCAGCAAGAGAGGACCGCGGCGUCGGAGGAGGCGGCCACCAAGGCCACCGCGCUCGAGGACCGCGACGCGGUCAUCACGGGCCUGCAGAGACGGCUCACCGACGCAGGGGCUGAUCAAAAGCGGCUGCAAGAGGAGGCGGCCGCCCAGGCCACCGCGCUCGGCGUACGCGACCAAGAUGUCGCGAGGCUAGAGGGGCAGGUCAAGGCCAUCGCCGACGACCGAGCUGCCGCGGUGGAUGAGCUGCGACGGGUCAGAGAAGACAAGGCGACGGGCGACGCCGAGGCGGCCUCGGCGCUCAAGGCGCGCGACGAUCAAGUCGCGAAGCUCAGGGGCGAGGUGCACAAGGCCAGGGGCGAGCUGGACAAGGCCAGGGGCGAUGCGAAUGCCGAGUCGUCCGAGCUGCGGCGCCUCAAGGACCAAGCGGUAGCAGACGCGACCGCGUCAAAGGCCGAGGCGCGGCAGCUAAAGAGAGAGGUCGACGUGGGCAAGGCGCUCUUGGAAGCGGUCAGGGGCGAGCGCGAUGUCCUCGUGGAGUCUCUGCAUCAGGAGCGUAGCAACGCCGAGACGACGCGGCGAGCGGUGGACGAGGCCGCGCGGUCUCGUGAGGCCAUGGACAGCUCGCAUGCCGAGGAUAUCGCAGCCCUUCAAGGGCAGCUCAACGCAAAGGCCUUGGAGCUGCUGCACGCCGAGCGCAGGGAGAAUUCCGCCGUGGUCAGGGGACAGCACCUCGAAGACGAGCUCGUCGAGAGCAGGUCCGCCGUCGACGAUGCCGAGAAGCGGGUCAAGGAGCUCCUUGCCGCGGCCGAGCAGACGUCGGAGGAUCUGCGCGAGGCGCAUCGGGCCAUCAAGGACCUCAAGACCGCCGCGAAGGCGAGCCACGAGGCGUACGGCAUAAAGAACGAUGCCGCCACCAGGUGGGAAGGCAGGGCAACGUUGCUCGAGCAGAAGCUGGAAACAGCCAGGGGGGACGCCAACGUGGCCGAGGGCCGCUGCAGCGAGCUGCAGAAGCAGCUCGACGAGGAACGCCGGCAGAAGAGCGUCGCCGAGCAGGGGGCACGCGACGCCGGCGUGGCGGGGGUCGAGGCGAUGCUCCGGACCAGCCUCGAGCGGUUCAUGUCGUCGGUCCCGGACACGGCUAGGGUCCGGGCCGUCGAGGGCAGCCUGCUGGCCGCCCAGGACGAGAACAACAUGCUCGAGGCGCAGCUGAACGAGGCGGCACGCCUCCGCGAGGAUGCGGCCAACACCGCGGCCCAGCUCGAGGUCCGGGUCGGCGAGCUCGAGGCGGAGAACCAGGGGCUCCUGCAGCACGUGGAGGAACAAACGGCGAGGCCGCCGUCGCCGCGCCCACGCAAAACGACCCCCAACGCAAGCGCGCGCGGCAGUUGA
Molecule: messenger RNA, 2067 nt
Organism: Purpureocillium takamizusanense
Lineage: Eukaryota; Fungi; Ascomycota; Sordariomycetes; Hypocreales; Ophiocordycipitaceae
Exons: 1
Coding region: 1-2067 (688 amino acids)
Source: RefSeq, a predicted model, not a curated record